Messenger RNA from Macrosiphum euphorbiae (potato aphid), 1065 nucleotides. NCBI's taxonomy places the organism in Eukaryota, Metazoa, Arthropoda, Insecta, Hemiptera, Aphididae. The record is from the annotation of a GenBank genome assembly.
AUGUCUACUAUUCCUCACUUGCCCAUCUUUGUUGAAGACGACGCCAUCGAGAGCGGAUCUCAAAUUAUAUUGAAACUAAUAAGACCAGACUGGGAUUUGGAAAAAAUCCGAUACAAGUUGUUCACAGAUGGUAUUACUAACAAGUUGGUCGGUUUGUUCAACGAUUCGCGUCCAGAAGAUGAAGGUGUGCUGGUUCGCAUUUAUGGCAAAAAUACGGAACAGAUCAUUGAUAGAAAAGCAGAAUUCGAAAACUUUAAGUUUUUGUACCGUGCUGGAGUUGCGCCGGACUUGUACGCAACGUUCGAUAAUGGUAUGGUGUACAAAUACAUUAGAGGUGAAACGCUGACCACUACCACAGUCCGGGACCCGAUCAUUUACAGGCUUGUGGCCAGAACAAUGGCGAGAUUUCACAGGUUAGGUGUAAGUGGCAAAAGGGCAGAUGACAGGACGACCAAAUCCGAACUUUGGAGUAAAAUGGAACAGUUUGCCAAUCUCAUUCCAGAACGUUAUAGCUCUCCGUCCACGGACCUCCAGUUCCGAAAGACAUUCCCCCAAGGCGUCAAAAGUCUACGAGCCGAUAUUGAAACGCUCAAAGCAUCGUUGGAGAAUAUUGGAAGUCCAGUCGUGUUCUGUCACAACGACCUGCUGUUGACCAACAUACUUGUGCAGAGUGACAAUGCAGUGGGAAGUAGUCCCGCCAGUGUAGCAUUCAUCGAUUAUGAGUACGCCAUGUUCAACAAUCAGGCAUUCGACAUAGCCAAUCACUUUAUUGAAUUCGCUGGUGUACAAAACCCGGACUUUUCAUUGUAUCCAAAUGUCGAUUUGCAAAUGGACUGGCUGAGGUCAUACCUUGAAGAAUACAUUGGUGAAUCUUUGGACCAAAACGAUCAAAGGGUGGCCGUGCUUAAGGACCAAGUGAACAUGUUUGAAAUUGCAUCGCAUUUGCUGUGGAUAUUCUGGGCACUCGUACAAGCCGAAAUAUCGGUGAUCGAUUUCGAUUACUUAAAGUAUGCAGAAAUGAGAUUCAAACUGUACAUGACAGCAAAAAGUUCACUCAUCAAAUGA